Morus notabilis is the source of this 1547-nucleotide messenger RNA. Its product is annotated as probable protein phosphatase 2C 5. Bases 268 to 1347 code for a protein of 359 amino acids. Gene Ontology annotation, biological process: protein dephosphorylation. The record is from RefSeq and is a predicted model, not a curated record. The transcript has 7 exons. Lineage: Eukaryota; Viridiplantae; Streptophyta; Magnoliopsida; Rosales; Moraceae. Gene Ontology annotation, molecular function: protein serine/threonine phosphatase activity.
UCUUUUCCAUUCUCUCUCUAGAUUUAUCUUCCAAUCAAAUCGCAGAAAAAGCUGCGAACUCUCUCCUCUCUCUCUCUCUCUAAAAGUUUUUCUCUUCUUGAGUGGUUUAGAGCAACCGGUUUGAGCUCAAUUUGCGAUGGAACUUCCUCUGAAACCUUUUGGAGUCGAAUGAUUCGUGGAUUGGCUCAAUGUCCGACCCUCGCUUCUCGAUCCGCCACUGACUCGCUUUGUUCAGCCGUUCUCUGAAAUGUUGAAACAUAGAACAAAAUGAGCCACACCGAAAUAACAAGGAUGAAGCCUUCUCCUGUCCCUCUUGCAACUUUAAUUGGUCGUGAGCUUAGGAACGAGAAGGUUGAGAAACCAUUCGUGAAGUAUGGCCAAGCUGCUUUGGCUAAGAAAGGAGAGGAUUACUUUCUGAUAAAGCUCGAUUGCCAGAGAAUUCCUGGGAAUCCGUCGACGUCAUUUUCUGUAUUUGCGAUAUUUGAUGGGCAUAAUGGUAUAUCAGCUGCAAUCUUUGCGAAAGAAAAUUUGUUGGAUAACGUCUUGAGUGCAAUCCCUCAAGGAAUCAGUAGGGAAGAGUGGCUUCAAGCACUUCCUCGUGCGUUGGUUGCUGGUUUUGUGAAAACUGACAUAGAAUUUCAACAGAAAGGGGAAACUUCUGGGACAACUGUGACGUUUGUUGUAAUUGAUGGGUGGACUGUGACUGUUGCAUCUGUUGGGGAUUCUCGAUGCAUAUUAGACACUCAGGGAGGCGUAGUUUCUUUGUUGACUGUUGACCACAGACUGGAAGAAAAUGCAGAAGAGAGAGAGCGUGUAACUGCAAGUGGGGGUGAAGUAGGAAGGCUUAAUGUUUUUGGUGGCAAUGAGGUUGGCCCCCUUCGCUGCUGGCCUGGUGGAUUAUGCCUUUCUAGGUCAAUUGGUGAUACAGAUGUAGGAGAAUUUAUUGUCCCAAUUCCACACGUUAAGCAAGUGAAGCUCUCAAAUGCCGGAGGGCGAUUAAUUAUCGCUUCUGAUGGGAUCUGGGAUGCACUGUCUUCUGACAUGGCUGCAAAAUCUUGCCGGGGAUUGCCUUCCGAGCUUGCUGCAAAGCUGGUUGUUAAGGAGGCCCUAAGAUCAAGGGGUCUGAAAGAUGACACAACCUGCCUGGUUGUUGAUAUAAUUCCGUCAGACCUUCCUGUGUUGCCUCCAACGCCUAGAAAGAGACAAAAUGUGCUUGCUUCACUACUCUUUGGGAAGAAAUCACAGAAUUCGGUAAACAAAGCUAAGCUUUCUGCUGUUGGAGCUGUGGAGGAAUUAUUUGAAGAGGGUUCUGCAAUGCUUGAUGAAAGGUAUGAUCUCUUAACAUAAGAAAAGGAUUUCAUAGAGCAGAAUUCCAUGUCAAUUGACCGACUGCUGCUUAUUGCUGACUAAAUGUGAGUAAUAUUUCAAAAUGGAAUUACAUGCAUUAUUUUCUUAUAUGUUUAUUCAAUCUGGUUCUCUUAAAAGCUAUAGACGCAGUUUUGUUACAUGAUUGUACUUUUUUUCUUUUUUGUUAUUUUUUUGUUAUU